This is a messenger RNA of Laetiporus sulphureus 93-53, 2835 nucleotides long. RefSeq names its product APG9-domain-containing protein. The record is from RefSeq and is a predicted model, not a curated record. The coding region runs from base 1 to 2835 and encodes 944 amino acids. Lineage: Eukaryota; Fungi; Basidiomycota; Agaricomycetes; Polyporales; Laetiporaceae. Gene Ontology annotation, biological process: protein localization to phagophore assembly site; autophagy of mitochondrion. The transcript has 10 exons. Gene Ontology annotation, cellular component: phagophore assembly site; autophagosome.
AUGCAGGGUUCGCAGUCCAUUUUUCCUGGCGCAGGUAGCUCGCGACCGUUCCUUCACGUGCUGAAUCCGAUGGGCAAGAACUACAAGGGCUACGUGCAGGCCAAUCAAUCAGUACUGGAAGAAGAGGAGGAAGAAAAUGAUGACGGCGACCUCGAGGCAGGCCACGCGAGUCGCAGCAAUACGCCACACAGCUCGCAUAAAUCAAGGUCUCAUGGCAAGCGGCGUGGUGCAUGGGGUGGAGAAGCAUCCGAACUACAUGUGCUGAGGCCAAAUAUCCGGCAAGCAGACCCUCAGCAGGAUGAGUUCUCGUCCGAUGAGGAGGUCCCGCAGAAUUUGAUGAUCGAGGCUGUCUCUCCCGGUGGUCGCAAGUCGGCAGUUCCUGCGCUGAGCUCUAAAGGCAAAGAGAAGGACACGCGUAGGAGACCGCUGUAUUCGACGUCACAGAGGCAGACACCCCCAAUUCUCCCGACUACUGUGAAGGGGACGUCUGUAUCCACCCCUCCUCGGCCAUCAGAGAUUGACGUGGAAGAGGCGAAGGGCUCGGAGCCGUUACAAGGAUCCCAUCCCAAAGUGAUGCGGGGCUUGGAUGCCCAUGAACGAGCGCUGUGGAAUUGGGUGAACGUCUAUAACUUGGACGCAUUCCUCCAAGAAGCAUAUUACUACUACGAGGGAAAGGGGAUAUACAGCAUUGCGUUGUCUCGAGGAUUGAAUCUGCUCACAGUCGGGUUCGUGAUUGGAUUCUCGACGUUCCUACUGGGUUGUGUCGACUACUCUCUCAUACGAUCCAACAAAGCUACCCGAUUAAGUGACAUAAUUGUCGACCGCUGCGUGUCCAGAUUUUCCGGCUUUACAUUCCUAUUCUUCGUGCUCUUUACAGCCUUCUUCGUCUGGCAGAUCGUCACGUUCGCUUUGAGUACUCUGCGUCUGGUGGACAUGUACCGGUUCUACACAUAUCUCCUGCAUAUCCCGGACGCAGACAUUCAAACAAUCUCUUGGCCAGAGGUUGUGCGGCGCAUCGGCGCGAUACGCGAGGACAACCCCUUGACCGCGCUGUCAUCCACUGGUGUAGGCCAGAGUGUCAACGCGAAGCUUGAUGCUCAUGAUAUCGCGAACCGGAUAAUGCGUCAAGAGAAUUAUCUCAUUGCAUUGUUCAACAAGGAGCUAUUGGAUCUGCGUGUCCCGCUUCCGCCACUAUUCAAACGGUUGUUUGGUACACAGGAAGAGGGGAAGGGGCGUGUGCUUACUCGCGCUCUAGAGUGGAAUUUGCGCUUCUGCUUGAUGGAGUACCUCUUUGACUCUAGUGGAAAGGUCAGGAAGGUAUUCCUGAAGUCAAGGAACCGAGCGGCAUUGAUUGAUGGAUUGCGGAGGAGGUUCAUCUUCAUGGGCAUACUGAACGCUAUCUUUGCGCCAUUCAUUGUCUUAUAUCUGAUCAUGUAUUCGUUCUUCCGAUAUUUUGAGGAGUAUCACAAGAACCCUUCAAGCAUAGGCGGUCGGCGAUACACUCCCUUUGCGCAAUGGAAGUUCCGCGAGUUCAACGAGCUACCGCACCUGUUCAAACGAAGACUGAACGAAUCGUAUCCAGCUGCCAGCAUGUAUAUAGGGCAGUUCCCGAAUGAGAAGUUGACCCUCAUCAUGCGCUUUGCAGCGUUCAUCGCGGGCUCUUUUGCCGCUGUACUUAUCCUAGCCUCUGUGGUCGACCCCGAACUGUUCCUCUACUUUGAGAUCACGCCCAACCGCACUGUAGUGUUCUACGUCACCGUCUUCGGCGCUAUUCUAGCGGUCGCGCGAGGAAUGAUCCCUGAGGAGAACAGGGUAUUUGAUCCCGAGUUGCUCAUGAUUGAGGUGAUACAGGAUACCCACUACAUGCCGGACGAGUGGAAGGGUCAGCUGCAUUCAAAGAAGGUGCACGAGGAGUUCGGCGAGCUGUUCGCGAUGAAGGUUAUGAUCUUUGCGCAAGAGUUGCUCUCGGUCAUUCUGACUCCGUUUGUGCUCUGGUAUUCACUUCCGCCCUGCGCACCUGCAAUCAUCGACUUCUUCCGCGAAUUCAGCGUACAUGUCGACGGACUUGGAUACGUGUGCAGCUUUGCUGUCUUCGACUUCCAAAGGCAUGGGAACGUCAAGUUCGGUGCGCCUACGAAGGCUCAGGACGAGCGGCUCAUGUCGAAGCAAGGGAAGAUGGAAAAGAGCUUCCUUAAUUUCAAGGCCGCCAAUCCAGACUGGAUACCCGCAGAUCCUACAGGGUCCCUCUAUCUGAACCGCAUCGCAGACUUCAGCGCUGCGCACCCCGUCGGACUCGGACGACGCCGUCUCCUGCGUCGCCCAUCCGACUCCGGCAGCGCACGCCCCGUGUACGGACAGGAGAGUAUGCUAGAUACCACCUCGCCACAGGAUGCCAUCGACAGAGACCGCACGCUCAGGCAGAGCCAAACGUCGGCGCAGGGCAUGAGAAGACGGGGAAGCGUCCUGAUGCAAAGCACGCGGGGGCCAUUUAGUGGGCCUACAGGAGUAUCGACGAUGUUCCAAUCCGCCAUGGGCGCAGAGCUCGCGCAGACAGCCAUACUGGAGGAUUCGCAGAGUAGCGUGAUGCCGGCGCCUCCUGCAGCGGCCGCGCCGUCAGCGAGUAUGAUCCCGGAGGAAGAGCUUGCGCACGAUGGUGGUGUGGGGAGUAUGCUAGGCGAGUCCUAUGUCGAUGGGCGCCGGCCGACGGCGAGCCAGGCGCCAGCGGAGGAGGACGAGGAGCCGGUGGAUGGUGGGGUGCUCGGGUUGCUGGCACAGAUCUAUGGGACGGGCGCGAACGUGAAAGGUAGAGGGAGAGGGCCGCCGAGAGCGAUAUGA